Astyanax mexicanus (Mexican tetra) is the source of this 639-nucleotide messenger RNA. RefSeq names its product mitochondrial ribosomal protein S17 (gene mrps17). Gene Ontology annotation, cellular component: mitochondrial small ribosomal subunit; ribosome. Bases 130 to 552 code for a protein of 140 amino acids. Lineage: Eukaryota; Metazoa; Chordata; Actinopteri; Characiformes; Acestrorhamphidae. Gene Ontology annotation, molecular function: structural constituent of ribosome. The transcript is spliced from 3 exons. The record is from RefSeq and is a predicted model, not a curated record. Gene Ontology annotation, biological process: mitochondrial translation.
ACGUGACGUCGUCGUUGUGCGCCGCUUGCCUUGACAUUCAGAGCGGAGCUCCAUGCUGAAUGUUUUCGUUAGCGUCCUCCUGCCUUUAUCACUGAGAUUAACGCAGGCUGGGCACUGGGAGUCUUAAACAUGUCCUUAAAACAAGCAUCAGUCCAUGCAAAAUGGGUUAUUGGUCGAGUGAUUGGGACCAAAAUGAGGAAGACAGCAAAAGUUCGGGUGACCAGACUUGUCUUGGAUCCGUAUUUGCUUAAGUACUACAACAAAAGGAAGACGUACUUUGCUCAUGAUGCCUUGGAGAAGUGCACCAUUGGGGACAUUGUGUUGUUGAAGGCUUUACCAGAGAGGAGAUCUAAACACGUCAAACAUGAACUGUCCGAAAUAGUGUUUAAAGUCGGGGCUGUGGUCGACCCUCUGACUGGUAAGAAGGUUGCAGGUGGGCAGUUUUUGGAGCCUCUCACAGAUUCCACAGAAAACUUAGAGGCUUCUUUAGCCGAAAAGUUAGAAGAGCUGAACAUUUCUGCAUCUCCUUCUCCUUCAGCUUCUGCCAGUUAGUUUUGUCUACUCUGUUGAUGUAUGACUGUAUAUGUAUGUUCCUGUUGAUUUUGUCUUGCAAAUUAAAAGAAAUAUUCAUUAUUCUCA